CCCAAGAUCCGUAUGAAUGUUUCUUUUUUUCUCAAUUCGAUUAGAUACAAAUCGAAAGAAAUAUCGUGGUGAGAGGUAAUCGAUAACGAUCGCGGGUCAUCAAAUGGCCGAGUCCGCUGUCCCAAAGACAGAUCGUCAAGUGCUUCAAUCGUCGAAACACCUGUCCAACGAGCACCAAGAACACCUGCAGCUGGACUGUUUGGAUCACAACGACUCCAAUUUCCUGAAAGUUCCCAAACGAAAACUGUCAGUGUUUUAUCGAUCGUUCGACGUGAUCGAGGCGAAAAGUCAAGAAGACACGCUCGAGUUUCGGCGCACCUCCAGUAGUCCCUCGGUCCGUUUGAACGAACCACAAGACGAGGAAACAAGAGGCAAAGAAGUCUAUUGUGAGACAAGUUCGUGCAGAAAAGGUUUCGUGAACAAUUGUAGAUCGUUGAUCGAGAGUGGCAAAUUCCUCGGCGGCUCCACGACCGAUCAACAAGACCAAAGAUCGAGCGGUCUUCGAUGUUCGCAAACGCGAAGCUCCUCUCCGAUGACAGGGAAGCUGCCGCUGGUCAGGGAUGACAAGAUCGUUGACAAUUGCGCCACGAUCGAGAAACAGUGUAAAUUGAACAGUAACGGAAUCGACGUAUCCAAAGGCGUCGAUGAAAAUAUCGUCGACGACGCUACGUCAAGGUCGUCCUUGGAGGGCGGCCAUUCCGAACGGGACGGGCUUGAGCUGACUUCCAGAUCAGAGGAGGAUCAUGGGACAACGGUGGAUCGUGGAUCUAGCCAGGAUCGGCGAGACGUGGCGUCGAACGGCGAUCUGGUUAAGAUCAAAGAUCCAGCGUAUCGCGGAGCGUUCGUGAACGCGUCGUCGUCCAGUGUCGGUGGUGAGAGGCUAGCAGCAGUCGGCGCCGAAAUGUCGAGUCACGAGGACAGCUCGAUCGAGUCUGACUGCGAGGAGGAACCGAUCGUGGCGAGAAGUCGCGCGGGAAACGGCGAGGCAACGAUCGAAGGAACGAAAAAGGGGGAUUCACCGCGAGCCCCGUCGCCUCUCACGAACGGGGAUGCCCCGGGAGAACCGGAUCCGAGUGGGAAGAUCGACGGCGAGAAAACGGAAGACUGUGUCCAGUCGACGCCAGAGAAGCGACAAAGGUACUUCGCCACAAAGCGAUCCCUGUCCGAUGGCGACUCGAAACGGUACCACCGUGCAAGACGCCAUUGUGGUUGCAGCAAACAGGAGCAGUCGACGGAUGAACCAGAACAAUUUCAGGCUUUUCCAAGCUUCACGGACAGUCGACUAAAGAGUAUAGGAUUGUCGCAUUCGGAGGAAACGAGUAAUUUGUACAGUGAAAACUUUGUUUCGCCGGAAAACGAUCUUGAGCGUAAAUAUAUCGCGUUCUCCAUAGGACUCGGUACCGACAGGAUCACUUUGCAGCGACGAAUGAUGUGGUCGCUGAGACAACGAGAUCUAGCUGAGAAAAAUUUUAAACAUGAAAUUGAGGAUUUAGAAGAAGAGAUAAAGAAACUACCGCGUUGUUCGUGGUGUACGGACGGUGAGUCGGCAGGAGUCCACGUAGCCGACACAUACGUUCAGAAAUUGCGUUCCAAGUGUGAAAAUUUGUCUAGGGACAUUGCUGAAAUCAAGCGUAUAUUAUUAAAGCACAACAUAGUGAUCGAAGAAGGCACAGAAGAGAUUUACGACGUACCUCUUCAGCCGUCGCGAUACAGAAACGGAUUGCCCUCGAAUAAUCGAACGCUGAUGGCUAGAAGAAGAGCGAGCAUAGCGACAAUCUCACGGCCCUUGACAUCGCAAGAUAUACUGAAGGAAAGUCCCAGGCAACGUAAUUCUGUUUCUGGUAGAGUUACUAUAAGGAGGCCAUCUUUGUGCACCGAGGUGAGAUGGGAAAGUGAAAAACUAAACCGAACAGACAGUUCUGAAAGCGUCGGUGAAUUACGCGAUAUUUCAGAACAGACUGAAUGGAGGAGGGACUCUCAUGAAGAGAAUAAUAAUCUCCCGAGGCACGGUCAAGCCAGUGAUAUUGAUGCGAAUCGUGACGAUGCCGAUAAUGUAAAGGAUAAUGAUCGGUCAUCAUCGUCGUUGUCAUCUUUUUUAGAACCUAGAACCGCCGAGAAACAAUUACUACCAUGUAUACGAACAGUCGAACCCUUACGAAUACCUAGAAAUUUUCAAACAUUACGGCCGAUAUUGUGGUACAUAUUAAUCUUUUUACUUGGAUUUUAUGCUCAUUAUGUAACUUCGUCUGUUGAUACAAGCGUAGCAAAUCUAUCAUAAUUAAUCUA
This is a messenger RNA of Dufourea novaeangliae, 2286 nucleotides long. RefSeq lists its product as uncharacterized. The record is from RefSeq and is a predicted model, not a curated record. NCBI's taxonomy places the organism in Eukaryota, Metazoa, Arthropoda, Insecta, Hymenoptera, Halictidae.